CUAGAAAGGUUGACACCCAGGGCAGAGGGCACUUACGCACUAAGAAAAAAAGCGAGAAGAAUACCUGCCCCUUCAAAAGGCAGGGGUGGUUUACCCUUCCUAAGAAAGAAAAGUCCACAGGGGACCAUUGUCGUUUAUUUUCCUCACACCCAGAUUUCAGCACCCUCUAAAAAUGCUGGUGCCCCAGGGCACAUCCCUAGUUACUCCUCCCUAGGUUACAACCUAACCUCUUCUUUCAGUUCCCACACACUCUCGGUUUCCCUUUUAGUCUUGUAUGUCUCCAAAGUUUGUCCAUAAAUCCAAAUAAUUUUUUUGGCUGGUCCUAAUAGAGGUAUUGCCCACCCAGCAGCUUCUGAAACAGAUCUGCUUCAGAAGUGUGGGGGACCCAAAGGAGUUAUUUGGGAUUAAUAUUUUUCAGAUAAGAGAUGUGCCGUAUGAGAUUUGUUGGCACAUGGAGCAAAAUCUGGUUGCCGGUGACAGGUGGGUUGAUAGAUCCCCAUGUGCUGCUGAGUCAAAGAGAAAAACAGAGGCUCAAGUUGAGCUCCCUCAUCUUUCAGAAGCAGCAUUAGGUGCAAACAUGUGCUAUUUUUUGGCUAUCACCUGGUUGGGUGGAAUAUUAUUUCUGUGUGUCUACUUUUUUUAAAUUGUGAUGUCUAUUGACUCUUAUUUUCAUGAUUCUGAAACCUGUGUUAAUGUGUUUAGAAAAUGGAAAUUUGAAAUACAAUAAUGCUAAGCCAUAAUCCAGUAAAAUUCCUUAUACUUUGAAGGAAAGGGUACGGGUGUUGAGGCCAGGUAAAAGUGCUGAAGCUGUUGUUUGUGACUAAUGCUAGAAUGUUCUCUAUGUUUCUCUCUUCUCUCCACCCCAGAGCAGCUUCCUAUAUGAAGAGCUAUAUUUUGUCCCCACCUGUCCUUGCCUUUUACAUCCAUCAAGAACAUAACUGAAGGCCUUUCUGCCAGGUUCCCUUGCCUUCUGAGAGGUGGCAAGGAUCCUUGUUUGCCUGUCAUGUCCAGUCUCUGAAACACCAUCAGUUGUCAUUGUAUACUGUCAAGUCGUUUCUGACUUAGGGUGACCUUAUGAAUGACCUUAUUUCCAGCGUGAAGAUGCCUUUUCCCUGGAAGAAAACGCCGCUCCUUGUGUUCUUUCUCUUGUUCUUCCUUUGGAUCCCAAGUCCGAGUUGUUCCCAGCAAGAGCCGUGCCAGAGCUGUCGGAGCCUCACUGACAAUUUCAACAAGGGUCUGGAGCGGACACAGCGAGAGAACUUCGGGGGCGGGAACACAGCCUGGGAAGAAGAGAAACUUGCAAAAUAUGCAAACAGUGAGACUCGGCUGCUGGAGGUGCUGGAGGGCGUGUGCUCCAAAUCGGAUUUUGCCUGCAACCAGCUGCUGGAGCAGAGUGAAGAACAUGUGGAGCGUUGGUGGUUUCACGAGCAGCAGCAGCACCCAGAUUUCUUCCAGUGGCUCUGCAUGGAUGCACUGAGACUAUGCUGCCCACCUGGCACCUAUGGCCCUGACUGCCACACCUGUCCUGGAGGUGCCCAGAAGCCUUGCAGUGGGUAUGGGCAGUGUGACGGCGAUGGCACACGGGGAGGCACCGGCCUGUGUAUGUGCCAGAUGGGCUACGGUGGCCCCUUCUGCUCAGAGUGUGGAGACGGCUACUACGAAGCUGCCCGCAACGACAGUCACCUGGUAUGUGCGGAGUGCUACCGGGCAUGCGGACGCUGUUCAGGCCCUGAGGAUUCAAGCUGUCUCCGUUGCAAGAGAGGCUGGAUGCUGCAUGACCGAAGAUGCAUUGACAUAGACGAAUGUGGCACGGACAUGGCCCAUUGCCGUGCCAACCAGUUCUGUAUCAACACCGAAGGCUCCUACGAGUGUCGAGACUGUGCCAAGGCCUGCAUUGGCUGCAUGGGAGCUGGGCCUUCCCGCUGCAAGAAGUGCAACAAGGGCUAUCGGCGUGAUGGUGUCAAGUGUCUUGAUGUGAACGAAUGUGCUGGUGAAGCAGAGGAACCAGUAUGCACUGGUGCCAAUGAGGCCUGUGAGAACACAGACGGCAGCUAUCGGUGUAUUUGUGCAGAGGGAUACGUACGCAAAGAGGGUAUCUGUGAAGAAGACAAACCCCCAGAUGCUCCCGAGAAAGGAUUCUUUGAUGACAUCACAGACGAUGAGGUGGUCGUGCUGCAGCAGAUGUUCUUUGGUGCCAUCAUCUGCGCCCUGGCCACACUGGCUGCCAAGGGCGACAUGGUCUUCACUGCCAUUUUCAUUGGCGCCGUAGCUGCGAUGGCUGGCUACUGGCUGUCAGAACGCAGCGAUCGCGUGCUCGACGGCUUCAUCAAAGGCAGAUAGGGCAUGCCAAAAUAAUCCGUUCCUUCUGGCUUCCUGCCUCAGAGAGCCAGCUGGUGGGCAGGAACUCCUUGACCCCACCCCCCACCCCUUACCUUGCUGGUGGGCAGGGCUUUAAAAUCCCAGGAGAAAAAAAGAUGGAGCAGCCAUUUUGUAUGCCGUUCCAGGCUGCUAGAAGGCUUGGCAAAGCGUGCUGUGAAGGCUGUAGAAAGGGACAAAGGGCCAGUCACGCUUUGCAGUCCUGCUGUUAGGGGCCAAGCAGAGAGUUUGUGGUGUGAAUUAAGAUGGAAUGAGAAGUCUUAUCCGGGAAUAUCUGUCAGUGGGCCCAAAGAAAAGGCCCCUCUUGCUGUCCCACCAGCCAGUCCUCAUACAUGUGGGGUGAUCUCAAAUGUGUUCCUACCCAUAAGCUUUCCUAGGCUGGUCAUUAUUCACCAGAAAAUGAAAGCAACUGAGAUUGGGCAGGCACAAAGGAUGGCUCCCUGCUGGCUCUCUCUGGGGGACCCUUGGCUCCAAACAUAUUACACUGAAGGAGGGAGUGAACUGAGUCAAUACAAUUCUGGGCUGUAGCACUUCAGGCAGAAUUUCUUUUUCCAAUGCUCACCACCUCAGACCCUUUUUUGCAACAGCACCAUCAAUGACAGUGGCUUAGGAUGUAACUUUCCCCUUGAUACAGUGACUACAUGGAGGAAGCUUUUUACAGGCUGAUGGUGCAUUUGAGGAGAGGCAUUUGAGAAGUGACCUCCGCCCCCCUGACUCCCAUUGCCGCCUGAGGGUUGCAUCGCAGAAUGCGGUCAUCUCAGUCCCCUCCUUAUUUUGCUUUCGUGUCCAAAACAACUCUGAGGCAGCCAGUAGCCGUGUGUGAGGCAGAGGAAGCCUGGGUGGUGUGCAUGUCGUCCUUGCCCCCCCCGCCUCGCCCCACUUUACAUCUGUCCACUCACUUUUUUUUGUCAGUCUUCAUCUCAGGAAAAUAAAAAAAAAGUAUCUGCACACA
Molecule: messenger RNA, 3328 nt
Organism: Pogona vitticeps (central bearded dragon)
Lineage: Eukaryota; Metazoa; Chordata; Lepidosauria; Squamata; Agamidae
Gene: CRELD1
Product: CRELD disulfide isomerase 1
Molecular function (GO): calcium ion binding
Source: RefSeq, a predicted model, not a curated record